Xenopus tropicalis (tropical clawed frog) is the source of this 565-nucleotide messenger RNA. RefSeq names its product selenoprotein W 2 (gene selenow2). Gene Ontology annotation, cellular component: cytosol; plasma membrane. The transcript is spliced from 4 exons. The record is from RefSeq and is marked reviewed. NCBI's taxonomy places the organism in Eukaryota, Metazoa, Chordata, Amphibia, Anura, Pipidae.
GCACUUUCUCAGGCAGUUGUGCCGCUGCCCCGCCCUUGCACUGCUUUAAAGGGAACCUGCCCGCCCUGCCUGCAACAGCACAGAGCGGCACAAUGCAGAAGGGGGACGGCACGAUAAAGAUCCACGUUGAGUACUGUGGAAGGUGAGGGUAUGAGGCCCGCUAUCAGGAGCUUGCGUCCGAAAUCAAGAAGCAUGUACCUGAUGCGGAAAUUACUGGUGGAGUAGGAAGAACUGGGAGCUUUGAAGUGAAAGUAAAUGGGGAGCUGAUCUUCUCUAAACUUGAAUGUGGUGGAUUUCCAUAUGGAGAAGAUAUUGUGGAAAUAGUGAAGAAAAUGAAGGAAGGCAAAAGUGCAGAAAAGGCAACCAGAAACAAGAAGUCAUGCUCCAUCCAGUGAGGUGCACCAUGGGAAAGAGUGAAAAUCUGACUGGAUUACAGGCUGGAGCAGGUCCUGCUAAUGACUGGUUUCAUCAAAAACUAGAGGAAAUCACGAGCAAUACUAGAAUCUGUUCCCCUCGGCUGUAAUGCAUCAGGUUCAAUCUCCAAUAAAUCUUUUCACUUUGGGUA